AUGGACCUCGGUAGCGAUCAUUGUAUCAUCGAAGUGGUCAUCAAGGUUGCCCGUAACAAGACGAGGACCUUUAAGUUCACUGACUGGGACUUGUUCCGAUCCAACCGCUCCGAGCGCGUCCUCACCCAGGAUACGGACCUAGACUCUUGGUGCGACGAGAUAAAAGAGGAUGUGGCUAGAGCCGCCAAUGAGCAAUGGGACGAGCUGUGCGACUCGAUGGAGGGCCACCUCAAGACGGGUAAAAGCUGGCGACUCCUCAGGCACCUACUGCACGAUGGCAACACCAAGUCCAAUCAGAAGAGAGCUUUGGUGAAAGCUGUCCAUUUGGCCACCGACUCGACUCCAGAUGAGGCGGUCACGGAGCAGCUCAUAGACAAGUACCUGGCGGCCACGGACGAUCCAAUGUCCCCCCAAUUUCCCGAGUACGAAGGGCGCGACGCGCCAUCGAUGGACGAGGAUUUUACCGUGGCUGAGGUCAAUACUGGUGCUGAUCCAAGUCAAGGGGAAGAUGUUCUUCCGCUGCCCUGCAAGGAGCCCUGCCGCCAACUCAACUGCAGGCAAGGCAGGCUGCUGCACAACGCUACAGCUUGUGGAUGCUGUCCAGUCUGCGUGAGGACACUGCCUGAAGGCGAGAUUUGCCGAAACACUGAGAUGGCGUCGAUACCAAGCGGGCAGUGCGGGCGCCUGCUUUCCUGCGUCAACGGGCGGUGCUCUUGGCAAAGCCAAGCGUGUUCACAAGAGCUGCGAAAGCGGGACCUUCACCAAGGAAGCUUCGACUCACCGUACGGUAGACCACGUCCAGACUGUAACGACUACGGCGAAUAUCGGCCCGUUAGCUGCAAGAAGGGGCUCACGUGCAACUGCGUGGACAAAGAUGGUCAACGGAUAUUUGGCACAGCUAUUUACGCCCAAGCUCUCAACAUGGACUGCAGUUUUGUGCAUGGGAUGUUUGCGCACCUUGGAUUUCCAAUUGCUACGCGACGUGUCUCCCGGUUGUUCGCCGAGAGCAGCUGGGCCCGGCCCGAGCACCGGCUGCGUUGCACGGCGCGGGGAAGCUUCGAGCCGCUGCAGUGCUCGGACUCUUACUGCUACUGCCUGCGUCGAGACGGCAGCCUCGACGGAAGGCCCGUGCGGCGAAGUUCUUCAGUGCACGACCUCAAGUGCUGUGCGUCAACUGCGCAGCUCCGUGGCAUCAAUAAGUCAGAUAACGCGACAACGCCCCCACCCUUGCUCUUCGUAAUCGGCGGUCGCGAAUGAU
Dermacentor silvarum is the source of this 1258-nucleotide messenger RNA. RefSeq lists its product as uncharacterized. The transcript is spliced from 8 exons. Bases 1 to 1257 code for a protein of 418 amino acids. The record is from RefSeq and is a predicted model, not a curated record. NCBI's taxonomy places the organism in Eukaryota, Metazoa, Arthropoda, Arachnida, Ixodida, Ixodidae.